Messenger RNA from Formica exsecta, 1175 nucleotides. RefSeq names its product PAXIP1-associated glutamate-rich protein 1 (gene Pa1). Lineage: Eukaryota; Metazoa; Arthropoda; Insecta; Hymenoptera; Formicidae. The record is from RefSeq and is a predicted model, not a curated record. The transcript has 3 exons. The coding region runs from base 286 to 744 and encodes 152 amino acids.
GGGCGGUGGGCAUGGUGGGGAUAGAGUUGGCGCCUCUCUGAUAAUCUAGGACUCUAAUGGCUGUCAAUUUUCUUGUUCGUAGUGUCUUGUAAUUAUAAUAUGAGCGAAACUAGUUUGGCGAGAUUCGUAUUUUCGAAAUGUAGAGAAGAUAUAUAUAAAGAGAGAGAGGUUUUUGCAAGGAGACAAAUUUGCGAAUGAAUUGGGAAUGACCGAUUAUAUGCGAAUGAAACAUAAUGGAAAUGUCUUUUUAAACGAUCAUAUAUUAUCGCAAAUUAUUUAAUAAAAAUGGAAUGCAAUGAAGAAGACUGGUCUGUGGAAUGUUCCGAUGAUGAAAAAUACGAAGUGGACGUGAAGCAUGAAUGGAAUAUAAAAGCUGAAGACAUAGUCUCAUUGAUUGAAGGUUUAGAAGCUAACAAUCGCGUUUUAGAACUUGAAUGGAAGUGUCCUGGUAGACGAGGACCAUCCCCUAUUCCCUCAAACAAUCGACAACAGGAUCAUGGAUCUCAGGAAUACAAAACCGAAGAAAAGUCCGACUUUGACUUUAUGGAUGAAAUGUCAUCGCCAAGACUACCCGUCCGUAGAGUCGGUGAGAGUACUCCAAAAGGUAGCGCCAAGAAGAAAACUGCCAGUUUCAAUGGAGUAUUAUCGACAAUGUUGAGACACCGUAGAUUGGAGCAACAAGAAAUCAAUUCCAGUCCGAAAAAAAGUGAAUCUCCUGGAUUAAAACCGCAUCCUUCCACUUAAAAACACAAAGUUUGUCUGUUUUAUGAAGUGAUUCAUGUGUGGUAAAUCAAAAGCUACAAAACACACAAGAUUGUAAUGUUGAAAUAAGAUUACUAUAAAGACAGAUAUUAUUCUGUGUACUAUCAAAAAUAGUUUUUAUUAGAAAAUAUGUGUUAAAGAAUAAGAUAUUACAUCUACUUGUGGGUAUCAUUAGUCAUCCUCAAUGAGGAUAUUCAUGUUAAGUUUCUACAGCUAUAAAAAUUAUGAUAUAUUUCUAUACAAAUUGUCUUUAUAAUAGUAAGAGGUGUAAAUAGAUAUUCAUUGAUGUAUUUACAAUAUUUUUUCUUGAUGCUAUAAACAUAAUGUACAAACAUGUACAAAUUUUACAUACAUAUUGUGUAUAUGCAAAAUUUGAUGUGUGAACAAAAAUAAAAAAAUAUAUAUUUUACAAA